AUGGCCCAUUUCGCCUUUGUCCUAGGAGUAAGUCAGCAAAUUCCAAUAUAUGCUAUAUCGUCAGAUGGACCUUUGCAGCUUAGCCUGAUAGCACUAGCAGUAGCUGAUGACUGCAAAAACGAGUUGGGGAAAGAUUCGCUCGCAGAGAAUCAUCGAGAUUUGAUGACUGCAGGUGUUAAGAAAUCUUGCCCCUGGAUGAAGUACGACUGUAAACUGGAAACAUUUGCAUUCAUGACUCUCCGCGACAUGAAAGUGCCAGAGGUGGUACAUACGGAGAAAUACAAUGGGUAUAUCGCAUAG
Messenger RNA from Strongylus vulgaris, 300 nucleotides. The record is from the annotation of a GenBank genome assembly. NCBI's taxonomy places the organism in Eukaryota, Metazoa, Nematoda, Chromadorea, Rhabditida, Strongylidae.